UUCCACGUCAUUAGGAAGUAGUGGAGAGACCGCUCGGCCGAAGGAGGCUCUUCUUUUACGGAUGUAAAUAUCCAAAACUGGAUAGCGAAGGUCACUUCGGAGGGUAGAAGUCGUGCACCCGGGUGUCAUCCUGUCAACAUUCAUUGGGAUUCUGCUAAACCAGUACUAACCCAGCAGCAAAAUGACGGCUGCAGAGAAUGUCUGUUACACGCUCAUCAAUGUUUCAUCUGACUCAGAGCCCCCUUCAGAAGUCAGCCUCAAAACAGAUCUAGAAAAGGGGGAGAUCAAGGCAAAGACUGAAGCCCUGAAGAAGGUCAUCAUCAUGAUCUUGAAUGGUGAGAAGUUGCCAGGAUUACUGAUGACCAUCAUCCGCUUCGUGCUGCCACUUCAGGACCACACGAUAAAGAAGCUCCUGCUGGUUUUCUGGGAGAUUGUUCCCAAAACAACCCCAGAUGGCAAGUUGCUUCAGGAGAUGAUCCUAGUCUGUGAUGCCUACAGAAAGGACCUGCAGCACCCCAACGAGUUCAUCCGCGGCUCCACGCUGCGUUUCCUGUGCAAGUUGAAGGAGUCCGAAUUACUUGAGCCUCUCAUGCCCGCGAUCCGCGCCUGUCUGGAGCACCGUCACAGCUACGUGCGCCGCAAUGCUGUCCUGGCCAUUUACACCAUCUAUAGGAAUUUUGAACAUCUCAUCCCCGAUGCUCCCGAGCUGAUCCACGAUUUUCUUGUUAAUGAGAAAGAUGCCAGCUGUAAGAGAAAUGCUUUCAUGAUGCUGAUUCAUGCAGAUCAGGAUCGAGCUCUGGAUUACCUCAGCACGUGUAUUGACCAAGUGCACACCUUUGGGGACAUUCUCCAGCUGGUCAUUGUGGAGCUGAUAUACAAAGUUUGUCACGCUAACCCCUCUGAACGUGCCCGGUUCAUCCGCUGCAUCUACAACCUGCUGCAGUCCUCUAGUCCGGCUGUUAAGUAUGAGGCGGCUGGCACUCUUGUUACCCUCUCCAGUGCUCCCACAGCCAUCAAGGCUGCUGCCCAGUGCUACAUUGAUUUGAUUAUCAAGGAGAGCGACAACAAUGUGAAGCUGAUUGUUCUUGAUCGCCUGAUUGACCUGAAGGACCAUCCCACCCAUGAACGUGUACUCCAGGACCUUGUCAUGGACAUCCUGCGUGUUCUCAGCACUCCUGACUUGGAGGUCAGAAAGAAAACCUUGCAGCUGGCACUGGACCUUGUCUCGUCUCGUAAUGUAGAAGAGUUGGUGAUUGUUUUGAAGAAAGAGGUCAUCAAGACGAACAAUGUGACAGAACAUGAGGACACUGAUAAAUACAGACAGCUGCUGGUGCGAACUCUCCAUUCUUGCAGUGUCCGCUUCCCUGACAUGGCAGCCAAUGUCAUACCUGUGCUGAUGGAAUUCCUAAGUGACACCAAUGAGGCAGCUGCUGCUGAUGUGCUUGAGUUUGUGCGAGAGGCUAUUCAGAGGUUUGACAACUUGAGACCCCUCAUCAUUGAGAAGAUGCUGGAGGUCUUUCACGCCAUCAGAACCGUCAAGAUCUACAGGGGAGCGCUAUGGAUCUUGGGUGAAUACUGCAGCACAAAGGAAGACAUCCAGAGUGUCAUGACAGAAAUACGUCGGUCCUUGGGAGAGAUCCCAAUUGUAGAACACGAGAUAAAGAAAGAGACGGGAGAGGUGAAGGCAGAGGAUGAAGUGAGUGCAGCUCCAGUCCAGAAGCUGGUGACAGAGAUGGGCACCUAUGUGACACAGAGUGCACUCAGCUCGUCCAGACCCCUGAAAAAAGACGAAGACAGACCUCCACUUCGAGGCUUCCUGAUGGAUGGAGAUUUCUAUGUGGCAGCUUCCUUGGCAACCACUCUUACCAAAGUGGCCUUGCGCUAUGUUGCUAUUGUUGAAGAGAAAAGGAGACAAAAUUCCUUUGUCGCAGAGUCCAUGCUGAUCAUGGUCACCGUGCUGCACCUGGGCAAGUCCUCGCUGCCCAAGAAGCCAAUCACAGACGACGACGUGGAGCGCAUCUCACUUUGCCUGAAGGUCCUCUCGGAGUGCUCGCCUCUCAUGAAUGACAUAUUCAACAAGGAGUGUCGCAAAUCCCUGUCACAUAUGCUGGCGAUCAGACUGGAGGAAGAGAAGCUGUCACAGAAGAAGGAGUCUGAGAAGCGCAACGUAACGGUCCAGGCAGACGACCCGAUCUCCUUCGUGCAGCUGACGGCCAAAAAUGAAAUGACUUCCAAAGAGGACCAGUUCCAGCUCAGUCUUCUGGCUGCUAUGGGCAACACUCAGCGAAAGGAGGCCGCCGAUCCCCUGGCUUCAAAACUCAACAAGGUGACUCAGCUCACAGGCUUUUCAGACCCCGUGUAUGCUGAAGCCUAUGUUCACGUCAACCAGUAUGACAUUGUGUUGGACGUGCUGGUGGUCAACCAAACCAGUGACACGCUCCAGAACUGCACCCUGGAACUGGCCACUCUAGGUGAUCUCAAGUUGGUUGAGAAGCCUUCGCCUCUAACUCUGGCUCCACACGACUUUGCUAACAUCAAGGCCAACGUCAAAGUGGCUUCUACCGAGAACGGCAUCAUAUUCGGCAACAUUGUCUACGACGUGUCGGGAGCCGCCAGCGACAGGAACUGCGUCGUGCUCAGCGACAUUCACAUUGACAUCAUGGACUACAUCCAGCCGGCCGCCUGCACCGACGCGGAGUUCCGACAGAUGUGGGCAGAGUUUGAGUGGGAAAACAAGGUGACAGUAAACACCAAUAUCACCGAUCUGAACGAAUACCUCCAGCACAUCCUCAAGUCCACCAACAUGAAGUGUCUCACUCCCGAGAAGGUCGGUAACGGAGCGAUAAUGGCUCUGUCUGGCUUCUGCGGCUUCAUGGCGGCCAACCUUUACGCCCGCUCUAUCUUCGGAGAAGACGCUCUGGCUAACGUCAGCAUCGAGAAGCCCAUCCACCUGGGGCCCGACGCACCGGUCAACGGACACAUACGCAUCAGAGCGAAAAGUCAGGGGAUGGCCUUGAGCCUCGGGGACAAGAUCAACCUCUCCCAGAAAAAGACAAACGUCUGAGACCACUCUGGUCCAGCUCCUCCCGCCGACACAUUUUACAGCCUUUUCAUCGCCGCAAAUUAAGAACUCUACAUGAUCAGUAGCUUCUGUGCUGUUUCUUCUUUCUUUUCUUUUUUUUUUUUUUUUUUUUUACAUCACUUCUGUCUAAAACUACAUCUCUGUAAUGUUCCCGUCUUAUUUACAAUAAACAAAUGUAUUAAAAGAAUGAGAAAAGUCAA
This is a messenger RNA of Solea senegalensis (Senegalese sole), 3282 nucleotides long. It is a transcript of the gene copb1, whose product is annotated as COPI coat complex subunit beta 1. NCBI's taxonomy places the organism in Eukaryota, Metazoa, Chordata, Actinopteri, Pleuronectiformes, Soleidae. The record is from RefSeq and is a predicted model, not a curated record. Gene Ontology annotation, molecular function: structural molecule activity. The transcript has 22 exons. Gene Ontology annotation, cellular component: COPI vesicle coat; cytoplasm. Bases 182 to 3064 code for a protein of 960 amino acids. Gene Ontology annotation, biological process: intracellular protein transport; endoplasmic reticulum to Golgi vesicle-mediated transport; intra-Golgi vesicle-mediated transport.